This is a messenger RNA of Theobroma umbraticum, 2663 nucleotides long. Its product is annotated as G-type lectin S-receptor-like serine/threonine-protein kinase At4g27290. NCBI's taxonomy places the organism in Eukaryota, Viridiplantae, Streptophyta, Magnoliopsida, Malvales, Malvaceae. Gene Ontology annotation, biological process: recognition of pollen; protein phosphorylation. The record is from RefSeq and is a predicted model, not a curated record. Gene Ontology annotation, molecular function: ATP binding; protein serine/threonine kinase activity.
UCUUAUCUUCAAAGCAAAUAGCUUUCAGACUAUACAUCCAUGGACAUGGAUAUCCUUUCUUUCAGUGCUUGUUUCCUCAUCAUCUUCUCCAAAGCUUCCACCGCACUCUACAAGAUUUCUCCGUCUGAGUCACUUACUGAUGGCACGACCUUGGUCUCUAGUGAUGGAAGCUUUGUAUUGGGUUUCUUCACUCCGGGGAGUUCUAAGAAUCGUUACUUGGGAAUUUGGUACAAUAACAUUCCCAUGCAAACUGUUGUAUGGGUUGCAAACAGGAUAAAUCCGAUAAAUGACACCACUGGCUUGCUGAAGAUAGAAAGCACUGGCAGAGUCGUGCUUCUAGGUCAGAACCAAACAACUGUUUGGUCAAUUGAUUCCACAGAAGCAGCUCAGAAUCCGAUUCUGCAGCUCCUGGAUUCAGGCAAUCUUGUUGUCAGAGAUGGAAACGAUGGUGAUUCAGAGAACUACUUGUGGCAAAGCUUUGAUCAUCCAACUGAUACAAUGUUACCAGGGAUGAAGAUUGGUUGGGACCUGAGAACUGGUUUAAAUCGAAGAUUAGCAGCAUGGAAGAACUCAGAUGAUCCAUCUCCUGGGGACCUUACUUUUGGGGUAGAACUCCAAGGCAGUCCAGAGAUGGUGCUGCGGAAAGGCUCAGAAAAGUACUAUCGCAGAGGCCUAUGGAAUGGCGAUGGGUUUAGUGGUACACCAAAUUUCAGAUCAAAUCCGGUCUUUGAUUACAACUUUGUCUGGAAUGAGGAGGAGGUGUACUACAUAUAUUACCUGAAAAAUAAAUCGGUAAUGUCAAGGUUUGUUUUGAACCAAACUGAAAACGUAAGACAGCGAUACACAUGGAACCCAGAAACUCAAACUUGGAAGUUGUUUUCCUUCUUGCCAAGUGACUAUUGUGACAGAUUUGGACUUUGUGGUGCAAAUGGGAACUGCGACAGUUCCAUGCAUCCAGGUUGCCAAUGUUUGAAAGCAUUCAGGCCUAAAUCGCUGGAAAAAUGGAACUCCUCAGACUGGUCUGAUGGGUGUGUACACAAUAAGCCCCUAAACUGCCACAGCGGAGAUGGAUUUCUUAGAAUUGAGAAGGUGAAAACGCCAGAUACCUCACAUUCUUGGGUGAACAAAACCAUGAAUCUCAAGGAAUGUAGGGCUAGGUGCUUGCAGAACUGUUCUUGUAUGGCAUACACUAAUUUAGAUAUUAGAGGACGAGGUAGCGGUUGCGCCAUGUGGUUUGAUGAUCUAAUUGAUAUUAAACAAUUUCAAUCAUUUGGCCAGGAUCUUUACAUCAGAGUCUCUGCUUCAGAAGCAGAACUGAAAAACAUGCGUAAGGCGAAGCUGGCCGUCAUAAUUGCAACACCAAUUGCUUUGUUCUUGGGGAUUCUUGUAGUCAUUUAUUACAUCCGGAGAAGAAGGAGAAAAUUAGAAGAUGAAGUUGACGAAAGGAAGGAAAAUGAUCAAAAGAACCAAGGCCGGAGUGAAGAUAUGGACCUUGCUGUAUUCGCGCUAGGUAUGAUAGCCAGAGCUACUGAUAGUUUUUCUUUUAAAAACAAGCUAGGCGAAGGAGGUUUUGGACCUGUUUAUAAGGGGACACUUGCAAAUGGACAAGAAAUUGCUGUGAAAAGACUUUCAAAGAGUUCCGGACAAGGAUUGAACGAGUUUAAAACUGAAGUAAAGUUGAUUGCCAAACUUCAGCAUCGGAAUCUUGUAAGGCUUCUUGGGUGCUGCAUUCAUGGAGACGAGAAAAUGCUGGUUUAUGAAUACAUGCCUAACAGAAGUCUUGACUCAUUUAUUUUUGAUCAAAGAAGAUGCAAAGUAUUAGAUUGGGCCAAGCGUUUUCAAAUUAUCUGUGGGAUUGCAAGGGGACUACUCUACCUUCAUCAAGAUUCCAGAUUGAGGAUUAUUCAUAGAGAUCUAAAAGCUAGUAAUGUUUUGCUUGAUAGUGAGAUGAACCCAAAAAUUUCAGAUUUUGGCACGGCAAGAACUUUUGGAGGAGACCAGACCGAAGCCAAUACCAACAGAGUGGUUGGAACUUAUGGUUAUAUGGCACCAGAAUAUGCUAUCGAUGGGCUGUUUUCGGUAAAAUCAGACGUGUUUAGCUUUGGCAUAUUGUUGUUGGAGAUGAUAAGCGGAAGAAAGAUAAGAUUUUAUCAUCAAAAGCAAAGAGGCAACCUUAUUGAACAUGCAUGGAGAUUAUGGAAAGAAGGCAGGCCUUUGGAUCUUGCCGAUGAUUUCUUAGCAGAGACUGGCAGCUCACAGGUGUUACGAUGCAUCCACAGUAGCCUUUUAUGUGUACAACAGCAUCCUGAGGAGAGGCCAAGCAUGUCAUCCGUGGUUCUGAUGUUGGGAAGUGAGAAUGAGUUGCCUCUGCCCAAACAACCUGGUUUUUUGUUUCACAAGAGUCCCUUUGAAGCAGAUUCUUCAUCCGGUAACCAUGGAUCAUCUUCUAGAAACGAAAUAAGUCUAUCAUUGUUAGAGGCUCGAUAGAGGGUGGUAUGUUUCAUUAAACCUAUUAUGCUCCAAACCAUCAGUAAUGACUCCAAUCCCACUUGAUGUUUGGGGCAUGUGCUUUUAGAGCCAAUGCUAGUUGAGAAAUGUUUCAGAAAUCAAACAUGCAAUCAAUUAUAAAUAGUAGUGUUGUAUUUAUUCCAUGGAUAGAAAAA